Molecule: messenger RNA, 2648 nt
Organism: Rattus norvegicus (Norway rat)
Lineage: Eukaryota; Metazoa; Chordata; Mammalia; Rodentia; Muridae
Gene: Cox19
Product: cytochrome c oxidase assembly factor COX19
Exons: 3
Coding region: 29-307 (92 amino acids)
Biological process (GO): protein folding
Cellular component (GO): cytosol; mitochondrion
Source: RefSeq, marked validated
GCCGCUCUCCGCUCUUGAUUUCGCCGUGAUGUCGACCGCAAUGAACUUCGGGACCAAAAGCUUCCAGCCGCGGCCCCCAGACAAAGGCAGCUUCCCGCUAGACCACUUCGGUGAGUGUAAAAGCUUUAAGGAAAAAUUCAUGAAGUGUCUCCGCGACAAGAACUAUGAAAAUGCUCUGUGCAGAAAUGAAUCUAAAGAGUAUUUAAUGUGCAGGAUGCAAAGGCAGCUGAUGGCACCAGAACCACUAGAGAAACUCGGCUUUAGAGACAUAAUGGAGGAGAAACCGGAGGCAAAGGACAAAUGUUGAGAAUCACUGGGCUGUGUCCCCCUACCUGGAGCAGAGCUGAGCCCUUCUGCCCACCGUGGAGAGAGCUGAGCCAUCCUGUGCUGCCCAGAGGAGGGGCUCUCCGUGUUGACUUUGGCUCAUCCCUGCAGCAUAGACCAGACUGCUUCCUCUACUGACCACACUUCUGCUUCAGAGAGUGGUUUUCUCCUGUCUGUGUGUGUCACAGGAUCUGCUCAGGGCUGAACACUGAUGUGAUAUGAUAUCCCACCUAGUGUGGCCGUCACACCAGAGGCCCUGGACAGCAUUCCACAGUGACUCAACCUGAGUCCUCACACCGGAACCUGUCAGCGAAACCAAGCGACAGCAAAAUGUCUGCCUUUUGUGCUCACAGACGCACAUCAUCUUGCUUCCCCUUCUCUUGUGUUCUUUGCUUUGAACAAAACUGGAAUACAAAGUAGGAAGUGAGAAAUAGUUUGGCUUUUGACAUAGUUGACCUCCUGUUUUAAGUGUUUUGAGACAGGGUCUCAGACCGCCCGUGUACCCAAGGAUGACCUCGAACUCUUGAUCCUUCUGCCUCCAUGUCUAGGGUAUUGGGGCAUGGAACCCAGGGCUCCCUGCACGAUAGGCAAGCACUCUCUCAGCUGAACCGUGUCUCCAGCUAGGGAAGCACUGUAUCUCAGUGUGUUUGUGUGUGUGUGUGUGUGUGUGUGUGUGUGUGUGUGUGUGUGUGUGUCAGAGGACAACUUAGAGGAGUCCGAUCUCUCCUUGCCCAAGUGAGUGUCUCAGGGAUUGAACUCGGGUCACCAGGCUUGGUAGAUGUCUCAGCUCAACUUCCAUUCCCCCAGUCUAGGAGCAGAUGGCUUCAUGACGCGGGUUGGGUUAUUUUCUGGUCGUCUCAAGCUGUCUGUAAACCUGGCUUUUCCUUUCAGUGGCCCACCGCAUGCCUCCACAGGGCGGGUCAGCCACGCACAGAGGCUGGGCUAGGAUCUAUCCCUUUUCCACUGUUGCACCGUGUUGCAGUAACAUUGCACUUACGUGUCUGUGGGUGCUGACGCUAACCCUGUACUGUCAGCACUGAGCAGCGCUGAGCUGUGGCUUAGCCCAGGCUAUCCUCAGAGUUCCCUGUGGGUUGUUUAAACACCCAGGCGCCUUCAUCCUGAGGCAGGUGAUGGGAAGGGGGGAGCAGCUGGGUUCGGGGCUUCUGCUGUGUGCAGGGAUCCAAAGACACCAGCAGAACGCCAGUGCCAGGUGUUGUCAGGCUCCAGUGCCUCAGAUGUGUCCUCCUAGAGCUGUUGGAGAAGGGCUGUCCCCCUGCUUGUCCUGGCUCCUGUCUGACUGGUGAAGGACACCAUGGGUGGGAUGGGGCAGGUAUUGUGGCGCACAACUUUAGCACCCAAGAGGCAGAGGCAGGCAGAUCCUUGAGUUUGAGGCCAGUUUUGUCUACAGAGUGAGUUGUAGGAGAGCCAGGACGACAUAGAGAGAGAGAGACCCUCUGGGGUUGGGGCAGAGGGUGGGAGAGAGAAACGGGGAUGGGAAGAGGACUUCGUAUAUUCAUAUCCCUGUUGGUCUUAGGCUCUGGCACUGCGAGGCCUGCAGGGUCUGCUGAUCUCCUGGGGGCAGCUUCCCCUUCCCCAGGAGAUGUGAGCGCCUGUGAGCCUGGUUUGCUGUUACACAGAAAGACCUCUUCCUGGUUGGACCCAUAGUCCUGCACACCGGGGUCUGCUUGUUCACACACUCGCUCAGCCCGGCCACACAGAGCGGGGCAGCACCAGGUCCACAUGUCACGUUUGAGCCUUGGUUUUUAUCACCAACAUUAGUGUCACCGCAGUACUGUGGUGUUGGAGCAGCCAAGCUCACUUGUUAGGACUCGAGGUGUGUGGCGAGCACUCCAGUGACUGGGCCAUCUCCUCGGCCAUUUUGUUGUGUCUGUUUAUCAAGAGAGGGCCCACUCUGUAGCCAAGGCUGGCCUUGAACUCUGUUUCCACCUCCCAAGUCCUGCCAUCUUCCAAGCCUUUGAUGUCUGUUAUCAGCAAGUGACAAAAUGAACAUAUGUCACAGUCAAGUACGGCUGAGUUUUCCAACACAUCACGGCGGCUCCAUCCACGAGUGCCCCACUUGUCCACCCAUCUCCAGCGAGAUGCAGGAACACAGCAUAGCAACACUGAUGGCUUUGGGGCUGGAGUUGGAGGAUGCUCGGUUCCCUCCUGGGAUGUUCACGGUUAUAUCUUAUAACAAGUGUGCAUCAUUUUUAUAGAAACUAUAAAAUCCUUACUUGAAGGGAACUCACCGUGUUGAGUAGUGUUUCCAUAUCCUCUGUAAAUUACAGGCCAGUUGUAAUUUCUAAUCCCCUGUGGAUACCAAA